AUGUUGCUGGUGGACGGCUCUGACGAAAUCCCUGACGAGGAGCAGCCCGGCAGUCACAGCGGUGGAGCCGGCAUGGGAAUCUCAGCUGAAACCUUUGCGGAAACUCCCGGGAGACCCCCUGGAAUCUUGCGGGAACUAUUGCAUAGCAUAAGCCCUCAAGGGGAUUCUUGCCUCGGAGCGAAGCCGGCAAAGAUGCUGACUUUCAAAAAGUUACGUCGGGUGCUGCUGGUGACUUCGCUACUGUUCUGUGGUGCGUACCUGUACUUCGUGGUCCCGACGUUCCACGCGAACCUGGUGGAGCCUCCCGUUCCGCUCGAUGUGAAGCCAGAACAACAGCAGGAAGUUUCUCCAUCGAGUCCGCUCUCGAAAGCCCGCUCAGGUCUCCCGAAGUCGAACGAGGAACGGGAUCACACCAAGGAACAGAACCACAAGCAGCCGAACUCGAAGGAAAUCGCAGAAAGGCCUUGGUUCUUUCACAAUGGGGUGAAGCGUCCCUUGCCGGGCGAAAGAGGAAACUUGUGGCCUCAUGAAGAUCCGGACAGCGAUCGAAUCGUCGAGCAGUUGAUGUUCAUGCCUGAACACGACGGGACCGUUGAAAAAAUCUACCUGAAACAAGCCGCUUGGGGCUCGAUUCCUCUGGGACAGGACGUUUUUCUCCGGGACAACUGUCCCGUGAACAGAUGCUCGAUCACAAAUGACCACGAGCAGGCGGACGCCCUCAUUUUCAAAGACAGGUACCUGGCCCCACCUGGUAAGCGACGACCCGACCAAGUGUAUAUCCUCUAUUUGCUGGAGUGCCCCAUGCACACGCCGGGAUUCCGGGACCUAGGCCCAGUGUUCAACUGGACGGCAACAUACCGACACGACAGCGACAUCGUGGCCCCCUACGAGAAAUGGGUCCCGUUCCCGGACGUCACGGAGGACCCCCCACUAGAGGAGGAGGACGGCGCCGCCGGCGCGACGGCGACGAAUUUUGAGAGGAGGACGAAGAAUGUCGCGUGGUUCGUAUCCAACUGCAACGCGCGCAACGGACGUCUGCAGUUUGCGCGUAAAUUGGGGGCCUACAUCGACGUCGAUGUUUUCGGCGCGUGUAGUCAGAAGAAAUGUCCCCGCUACAAUCGAAAUUGUUUCGAAAUGCUCGACAGCACCUACAAGUUCUACCUGGCGUUCGAGAACUCGAACUGCAAAGACUAUAUCACCGAGAAGUUUUUCGUCAACGGCCUCAACCACAGCAUCGUGCCGAUCGUGAUGGGCGCCCGUAAGAGCGAAUACGCGCGCUCGUCCCCGACAAAUUCAUUCAUCCACGUCGACGAUUUCCGAUCCACCAAGGAACUCGCUGAGUUUCUCAAAAAAGUCUCCGCCAACCGAUCGCUUUGGGAAAGCUAUCUACGGAGUCGUCGGAGAGGCGAAAUGAUUAACACGUAUUUCUUCUGUAGACUAUGUGCAAUGCUGCAUGACGACAUCCCGCGGAAGGUUUAUCCCGACAUCCACGCUUGGUGGGCAGGUCCAGAAGUCUGCACGCCUCGAACGUGGAAGCCCGAAGAAGAGCAGAGUCGGGAACCGGCCUACAAGUUUCUAUGAGAAGGCCUCGAGCGACGAACUACUAUUUGUACAGACCUAGUUGGUAGUCUACACAUUGCGGAGAUGUCUGUUGCAUACUUGUGCAUUCAAUGUUUAUACACUUUGUAAAUGAAGAAAGAAGACAGGAACGAAGGAGGACAAGAGAGAAGAAGGAGGGGAGAAUCGAAGAGAAAGACUGGUCACCCAUUAUUGGGGACCAUCUUCCUAUUUUGUGAUAGCUCUCUUCAGGGCUUAGAUAUCGGUGGAGGAGACUGGGCUGGCAGGCGGGAACCUACUCACUGUAAACAACUCGAUGAAGAUCUCGUAUCGACUUCGAAUGAUGCCACGAUGACUCGAAGAAAGCCCGAAUCGAUCGCCUGGAUACAUAAUGUCUCUCUUUGAUUUUUGUUUCUGUAAAACAAAUGGAGCUCCACUGGCGCA
Molecule: messenger RNA, 2001 nt
Organism: Galendromus occidentalis (western predatory mite)
Lineage: Eukaryota; Metazoa; Arthropoda; Arachnida; Mesostigmata; Phytoseiidae
Product: glycoprotein 3-alpha-L-fucosyltransferase A-like
Cellular component (GO): membrane
Molecular function (GO): fucosyltransferase activity
Source: RefSeq, a predicted model, not a curated record